AUGAUGAUACUGUGUGGUUUGUCACUGGUUUAUUUCAUUAUACUGCAGCCGCUAAUGAAUUUCUACUCGCUUCUGCUUUACCUUGAAAAGCCUCCAGGAGAGAUUAAAGAGCAGUACGGCUCUGUGUUUGCUAAUUGGUCGAGCGAAUCUUUAGAAAGGCUGACUAACAAUACUUUCGUUUUUUCGCUAGGACAGUUCGCAAAUGUUUUAGAGAGCUUUGAAUAUCCUUGGAGUUUUGAUAGAACUGUGAUGGUGUUAUCUGGUUUGCUGAAUGUGUGUCAGUUUGUGCCUCUGUUAAGAGAAAUGGCAUUCAACAGGAGGUUUGCGUCUCUUUGUUGUCCUGAGAUUUGCGGUGCGUCUUCGGAAGCUUUAGCAAAAAGCACUCCGAGCCGCUCGAGAAAGAGCAAAACAGCAAAAGCUGCCGCUGCAGCCACUGCCCCCCCAACGGCGGCUUCCCAGGCUGAAGCUACAGCUCCUCCGCAGAGUUCCUCUGCCAAGGUCGCUGCAGAUAACAUUACUUCUCCAGCCUCAAAGGCUAACAAGGCAGCCCCCACUUCUUCACACACUGGGCACUGUUGCUGCUGUAGCCACUGUGACAGUCAUUCAGACUCUGGAAAUGAAUCAAAUGAUGGUGAACCCAUAACAGCAUCAGUAGCUGGUUGUAAGAAAGUCACUAGAAAGACUGCCCGUGCAGCAGAUGAUGGCACAGGGCCAACAUCAACCCAAGGUGCAUCAUCAGGACAAGGAGGAGAUGAAGUGACCACCACUCGGUCCUUUUCUCCAGGUGAGCUGAGAGAUCUGCGAAAAGACUUUAGUCGUUGUGAAGGCGAGAAUAUUUUAACCUGGCUGUUCCGAUGCUGGGACAAUGGGGCAGAAACAAUUGAAUUGGAAGGUGGUGAAGCCAGGCAGCUGGGAUCUCUGUCAAGAGAUUCCACCAUUGAUAGGGCAAUUUCAAGAGAGUCUAAUGCCACUACCCUCUGGACCCUACUCCUGGCAGCUAUGAAAGUAAGAUUUCCCUACAAGGAAGAUUGUAUAUCCAAGUUAGGGAAAUGGAAUACUAUGGAGAGAGGUAUUCAGUUCCUGAGAGAAUUAGCUGUGCGAGGGAUCAUCUAUUUUGGACCAGACAACCAAGAGGGGACAGACCCAGACAGAAUCAAUUGUACACGACCUCUGUGGCGCAGAUUUGUACAAAGUGCACUCCCUGCAUAUGCUAAGUCAUUGGCAGGAAUGGUCUGGACAGCUGGAGGUGUACAAGAUAUUACUGAAGUGAUUGAGCAGCUCCGGAACUUUGAGGACAGCCUUGCUGGUUCUCUACGGGCUUGUGUCUCUGCUGUAGAGAAACUGCGUGAAAAAUCUGAUGACCGGUUUGAAAAGCUGUUGCAAGAAAUCAAAGAACUCAGAGAAGACACAUACCAUUCACGACCUGCACAAACCUAUGUUUCAGCUAUUAGGAAAAGGCGUUUCCAAUCUCGAGAGAGAGGACAGAGGCAGCCCACAAAAAGAGGUUCACUGUGGUUCUUCCUACAUGAGCAGGGAGAAAACAUGAAUAAGUGGCAUGGAAGACCUACCUCAGAACUUCAAGAACGAGUACGUGAGAUAAAAGGAAAAACUCCUAGGAAGGUGGCUGCUCCAAUCUCUCCAGAAGAGAUUCUGAUGCUCUUGAAGGAACCUCUAAUUCACACCCAGAGACCGUGCAAAACAGAAAUUAAAGGUACCCUGCCUCCAACCAGGUGGAGGAAAGGGAUAACAGAGUUUAUUGGACUGUACAAAUACGAUGGCCUGGUACAACACACCCCCAGGAGUACAAAGCUUUAGUGGACACUGGUGCUCAGUGCACGAUAAUUCCUUCUAAUUAUAAAGGAACGCAAUCCAUCAAUAUUGUUGGAGUGACUGGGGGAUCCCAGGAACUGACUGUUGUAGGGGCUGAAAUGAGCCUAACUGGAAAAAACUGGCAAAAGCAUCCCAUUGUGACUGGUCCACAUGCUCCGUGCAUCCUUGGCAUAGACUACCUCAGGAGAGGGUAUUUUAAGGACCCAAAAGGGUAUAGGGGGGAUUUGGUAUAGCAGCUGUGGACACUGAGAAAAUUGAACAACUGUCUGAUUUGCCUGGUCUUUCAGAUGAUCCUUCUGUUGUAGGACUGCUGAUGGUUGACGAUCAGCAGGUGCAAAUUGCUACCACGACAGUGCAUCGCCGGCAAUAUCGCACCAACCGAGACUCUUUGAUUCCUAUCCAGAAGUUGAUCUGUCAAUUGGAAAGCCAGGGUGUGAUCAGUAAGACUCGCUCACCUUUUAACAGCCCAAUUUGGCCAGCGCGUAAGUCCAGUGAUGAGUGGAGACUAACAGUAAAUUAUCGUGGUCUGAAUGAAGUUAUGCCACCAUUGAGUGCUGCUGUGCCUGACAUGCUAGAACUGCAAUUCGAACUGGAGUCAAAGGCAGCUCAGUGGUAUGCUACAAUUGACAUUGCUAAUGCAUUUUUUUCUAUUCCUGUAGCAGCAGAGUGCAGGCCGCAGUUUGCUUUCACCUGGGGAGGCAUCCAGUACACGUGGAAUCGCUUGCCCCAGGGGUGGAAACACAGUCCUACCAUCUGCCAUGGACUGAUCCAGACCACGCUGGAGCAAGGUAAAGCUCCAGAACACUUGCAAUAUAUUGAUGACAUCAUCAUAUGGGGCGACACAGCGAAAGAAGUCUUCGAGAAAGGUGAGAGAAUAAUUCAGAUUCUUUUGGAUGCUGGUUUUGCCAUAAAACGAAGCAAGGUCAAGGGACCUGCACGAGAGAUCCAGUUUUUAGGAAUAAAAUGGCAAGAUGGCCGUCGUCAGAUCCCAAUGGAUGUGAUCAACAAAAUUGCAGCAAUGUCUCCACCUACUAAUAAAAAGGAGACACAGACUUUCUUGGGCGUUGUAGGUUUUUGGAGAAUGCAUAUUCCUGACUACAGCCAGAUUGUGAGCCCUCUCUAUCGAGUGACUCGUAAAAAGAACCAAUUUGAGUGGGGCCCGGAACAACGACAAGCAUUUGAACAAAUUAAGCGUGAGAUAACUCAUGCGGUGGCCCUUGGACCAGUUCGGACUGGACUAGAUGUUAAAAAUGUGCUCUACACCGCAGCCAGAGAUAAUGGACUUACCUGGAGCCUCUGGCAGAAAGCACCAGGAGAAACCUGCGGUCGACCCUUAGGUUUUUGGAGUCGAGGAUACAAAGGAUCUGAGGCCAACUAUACUCCAACUGAAAAAUAGAUACUAGCAGCAUACGAAGGAGUUCGAGCUGCUUCAGAAGUGAUCGGUGCUGAAGCACAGCUCCUCCUGGCACCUCGACUGCCGGUGCUGAGUUGGAUGUUCAAAGGGACGGUUCCCUCUCCACAUCAUGCAACCGAAGUUACGUGGAGUAAAUGGAUUGCAUUGAUCACGCAACGAGCUCGAAUUGGAAAUCCCAGUCGCCCAGGGAUCUUAGAAGUGAUUACAGACUGGCCAGAAAGCAAAGACUUUGGGAUGUCUCCAGAUGAGGAGGAACUAAAACGUGUUGAAGAAGCACCACCGUAUAAUGCUCUUUCAGAGACUGAUAAGCAGUAUGCACUGUUCACAGAUGGAUCCUGUUGUCUUGUAGGAAAACAUCGAAGGUGGAAAGCUGCUGUGUGGAGUCCCACACGACAAGUUACAGAAGCCACUGAAGGACAAGGUGAAUCUAGUCAAUUUGCAGAAGUGAAAGCCAUCCAGCUGGCUUUGGACAUUGCUGAACGAGAGAAGUGGCCAAUACUUUAUCUCUAUACUGACUCAUGGAUGGUAGCAAAUGCCUUGUGGGGGUGGCUACAGCAAUGGAAGAAAAGCAAGUGGCAGCGCAGAGGUAAACCCAUUUGGGCUGCCACACUGUGGCAAGACAUUGCUGCUCGCCUGCCUGUGAAAGUUCGUCAUGUAGAUGCUCAUGUGCCUAGAAGUCGAGCCACGGAGGAACAUCUAAACAACCAACAAGCAGAUCAAGCUGCUAAGAUUAAAGUAGCUGAGGUGGACUUGGACUGGCAACAUAAAGGUGAACUUUUCCUAGCUCGGUGGGCCCAUGAUGCUUCAGGGCAUCAAGGUAGAGAUGCAACAUAUAAAUGGGCUCGCGAUCGAGGGGUGGAUUUAACUAUGGACACUAUUUCACAGGUUAUUCAUGAAUGUGAGACUUGCGCCGAAAUCAAACAAGCGAAACGGUUAAAGCCUGUAUGGUAUGGGGGGCGAUGGUUAAAGUAUAAGUAUGGAGAAGCUUGGCAGAUUGAUUAUAUUACACUUCCACAAACACGUCAAGGUAAGCGUUAUAUACUUACAAUGGUGGAAGGAACCACUGGAUGGUUGGAAACAUAUGCCGUACCUCAUGCUACAGCCCGAAAUACUAUCUUGGGCCUUGAAAAGCAAGUCCUUUGGCGACACGGUAUGCCAGAAAGAAUUGAAUCAGACAACGGUACUCAUUUCAAAAACAGUCUUAUAGACAAUUGGGCCAAAUAACAUGGUGUUGAGUGGGUAUAUCAUAUUCCAUAUCAUGCACCAGCCUCUGGGAAAAUUGAAAGGUACAAUGGUUUGUUAAAAACUACACUAAAGGCACUUGGUGGUGGAACCUUUAAAAACUGGGAUUCACAUUUAGCAAAAGCCACUUGGUUGGUCAACACCAGGGGAUCAACCAAUCAAGCCAGGCCUGCCCAAUCAGAAAUUCUACGGACUGUAGAAGGAGAUAAAGUCCCUGUAGUACACAUGAAAAACAUGUUAGGAAAGGCAGUCUGGGUUACUCCUGCCUCAGGCAAAGGCAAGCCCGUUCGUGGGAUUGUUUUUGCCCAGGGACCUGGCAGCACCUGGUGGGUGAUGCUUAAGGGUGGAGAAGUUCGGUGUGUACCUCAAGGGGAUUUGAGUUUAGGUGAAAAUAUUCAAUACUGAACUGCAUGAUGUGAAUUGCCAUACUAACAGUAUUUAAUAAGUGUCUUUCAGAUCAAGAAAGUGAUGAUGAAACCAGAGCUAGCUUCUUCGAGUGGCGCCUGGCAACUUCUUCGAAGUUGAUGUCUUUAACCCACAAACAGUGGUCAUGAGAUGCACUUGUACCAUUUUUCCUGCCCUGGGAGACUGUCGUGACAAAAUGAACUUAAUGAACUUUUUAAAGGAUGGUCCACUGAUUAAUUACUCCUGUGUAUAUAUGUACAUAUGUAUAUAUAUAUAUAUAUAUAUAGUAGUAGUGAUUAAUUAGAUUGUAUUGAUAGAUUGUAUUGAUAAGGUUUAAGUAUUCAGUGAAUGGCAUAUUAUAAGGGGUGGAAUGUCCUGGUUUUGUUAAAAACAAGUUUCUCUUUCAGUGAAUUUUGCCUGUCAGCUAAAGCCUUCAUAUUAACUGCAUUUUCCUGGAGCACCAGACACAUGUUUUGGUAAACCUAGCAAUGGAAUGCAAACUUAUUGAUAAGCACGGAUGGACAUCUCGCGAGAGGGGCGAUGAGAAACAAGAGACCAAGAAACUGACCAACUGUGUAUAACAUUCCAUUCACGUGAAUACUUCAUAUAGAAGUGCGAGAUCACGAGGAUCUCGUCCCUUUUUUUUUCCCUUUUUCCUUAUGGCCGACAUUAGGAGAGGACCUUGCUAGUCAUCCUUGCGAACUGAGUCCUAGUGAGAGACUGAAUCCAGCUCCGGUUGGCUGCAGAGUCUAAUCCAGGACUUCAGGUGCCGGCUCUGCAGUUGCUGAGACUUUCAAGAUUGGUUUUGUAUAUUUUGUAUUAUUUUCUCUAUUCUUAUUAGUAGCAUUAGUAAAACAUCUUUAAUUUUUUCCAACUCUCUUCUCUCUGUCCUUCUUUUCCUCCCAAUCGCUUCUCCUUAGUGGAAAGGGGGGAGAGGGAGGGGCAAAAAGGGGGAAGUGGGGAGGGGGAGAGGGGGUUAACAAUACAUCUGCCAGGGUUUUAUUGUCACCCUGCAAUCUUAACCCUCGACACUCAUCUUUGCAUUGAUUUUCUAAGUGUAAUAUCGCCCUUUUGGCCCUCCUGCUGUUUGCUCAAAUUGCCAUUCUCCACAGAAGGUACACCACCUGCUUGCUAAUAGGCUUCUAGAUCACCAGGUCUGUGAGCAUCUAUAACGCUGAAUUAGGAUCCAUGGUUUACAUCUGAAACAGUCCUCACAACUUAUCUCCCUCCUGUCCGUCUGCAUCCGUUGAAUCUUUGUUGUCUUUAUUCAGCCAUGGCUUGACCUAUUUCACAGGAAUCCACUUUGAUCCUUGGCCUGUAAUGACACAAACAUAACCUUUUCCCCAGGUUAUCAAUUGAUGUGGCCUUUUCCAUUUACCAUUAACUAGUGAUUUGACCAUAACUGAUGUAGGUUCUUUCUGAUUUAGCAUGUUUUACGGUCAUACUUGCAAAGUGUUUCAACACAUACAGUGCUUUUGACAAUAGGUUUUGUGGUGCUUUUCCUACUUCCACCCCUUUUUGUUUAAAAAAAAAAAAAAUACAGGUCAGAAUCAGAUACAUGCAUUGAACCUUGACUAUGUACUCAAAAUCACAAAUCAAAUUUAGAGUUUCCUCCUUAAAAAGCUCUAAGCAAUGUAAAGCUGCGCCAAGUUCUGCUAAUUGGGUUGAACCUUCAAUAAUUUUUACAGAAUGAUGCCAAUUGUUAUCUUCAUGCCUAACCACUACAGCUUUAUGAGACUUCCCAGAACCAUCAACAAAAACUGUUCAACUAUGUAGGAUCAGACCAAAUACAAGUAUGGUCUGUGACCUGAUGUUAAAGACUUGCAGGUUCUGCAGCUAUUUACAUUUAGGCAUGCCAAAAGCUGUGCUGUUAAGAAAACCAGCUAGUGCAAUUUACAAAGACAUAGAUUACAAACAAAAAAUCAAAAUUAAAUGUCACAAAUGGUACAUAUAUGACAAAAGGAUCAUGGCCUAUUAAGACUUAAAUUCAUUCCCUGCAUUUUCUUGAUCAGAGUAACAAUUGGUAUAUCAGUCUGUUAGCAUUCUCAUCAUACUGUCCCACAAUAGCCACAGGUUGUUUCAUAGACAAAUCUGCAAGUCCAAUCAAAUGCAGUUAGCUUGUAGGGUUGUCAGAAAUUUAUUCACCAAAGUCUCUAAUUCCAUUUUGGUUGUCAUAUUUAUUGGAUAUUGUUUUCCCUUACCGGAUCGAAGUCCUGUUUCAGUUCUAUCAAUGUAGUGUUUGCUUUAUCGAAACAUUGGCUGUUAAUACCAGUGGAAAUACAGCAUUCGAAAUGUCCUUGGAGAUUUCUCACUUGCAGCAAGCAGAUCUGCACCAUCCACACAGCUUCUUGUAGGCCAUGCACCUAAACAGAAUUCUCAGAAAAUGUUAUUUGAGCUUACAAUUUGCUUAACAAAUCUUGACCCACAAGAGGUAUAGGGCUUUCUGGCAAAUGCAAGAAUUCAUAUGGUAAAUCUUUGUUCCAAAUUUGGCAUUCCAUUGGUCUCAAAAAAUAAAAACGGUCUUUCUUUCUUUCUUUCCCAUGAUCUCAAAAACUAUCACGGUGAAUUUACUAAGAAGUCUUUUACAACUAGUUAUCACAGAAUAAGUCUAUUAACAAAUUUUUGGUUUAACUUUCGAGUUUGGUUAGAACUACGGAUCUGCUAGGGAUGCCUUUAAAUUUCACCCCAGACUGCUCCAUCAGUAUUACAACGUUGCUGCAGUGGUGGGGAGAGAAAACCCCCCUUUUACUGCCUUGAAAGCGGGCAGCCAGGUUUUUCCUUAUUUUUUUUUCUUUCUCUUCUUGCUGCAGUUCAGAUGUAGCCAAGGCCACGCAGCUGGUGUAAUCACUGGUACAAAGUAGGAGGCUCUGGCAAACUUAUCAUACCAUAUAAGAAAGACCAACCAAAAUUGCAACAUGCUUAAACAGAUACCCACAAAGAAAAGAGGUUAAUAAGGAAAUUAUCUUGCAGACUUCAGAAAGUUUUCUGACCUGUGUGUUAUCAGUUAACUCUCUCAGCUUGUUGAAGUUCAAAUUGUUCUGCCUGUAAAACUGUCUGAAACGAUUUAAUGAUCUCUUGUAGAGAUUUAUUUUUGUCCUGCUCUUCUCACCUUAAAAAUAACAUUAAUUGCAACAAGGUGUUAUACUUCAAGAUUCUAUUCUCCGGACACUUUUCCCAAUUAUUUAAACUUACACAGCAGCCAACACUAAUUUCAAUAAUUUCUCCUAUUUCCAAGUGCUUUCCUAUGUUCUAAAACACCUCCCAAUACUGAUUUCUUAGGAACAUGACUGAAAACAGUCAUUUCUGACCCCAUUUUGUAAGUAAAAACCAUGAGAAGAGGGAGGGAGGGGGGAAAGCACAGGGCUGCUUGCAGUGUGCGUGGGAAAAAUGGGGAGAAGGCUUUACGGCGCACUUAAAAACAACUAGUAAAACAAUUAAGUCACAUUCCUGACAAGCUGCUUGAUUUUCCGAGAGGCAAUACACAGGAGCACAUAAUAUGUAUUGUAAAACUCGCAGAUAACAUGUUGAUAGCAAACAUUAGCAUUCUCUACUGUGAAUUUCAACACCAGUGCUUCCUUAACUUCUAAGUUUUCAACCUGCUUAUUGAUGGCCUCUUGAAGAUGGUCAAUAAAUUGCAUGUAAUUCUCACUGGGACCCUGAUAGUAGUUAUAAAAGAUUUGGCUGCUUUGUUGGUUUCAGGCACCUUUAUCAUAGCUUAAUAUGCGAGAUCUGUUGACUGCCUCAGGAUUUCAGAAACUAAUAGCGCCUGUAAUUGUGGUGUGCCAAUUAGUGUCUGUUCCAAGAGUUGUGGGAUACCUGCCCCUUUCAACGAGUCCCCAUCGUUCCAUCCUAAAUGAUCUAUAGCUGUUACAUUGCAUAGGUCUAAUUUUGCUUGAGUCUUUCAUGGUUUUUAUCUGAUCUCGGGGCAACAUGUACACAUACUCUUUUUCCUGUUAACUUUUAAAAAAAAUGCUGCAGACCCUCAUCCUCAUCCGAGUCAUCAGAUAACAUGGACUUGAAUGGUGCUGGAGAAUCAUUAGUAACAGGGGGGUUCAGAACAGUUCACAUUUUCGCCAAUGUUUUCUAGCAUCAUAAUUAUUCAUAUAACCUGAGUCCCCAGGCGCACCCCCUUUCCCAUCACGAUCACCAUGACCGCAUUGCUGACUGCUGGAUUCACUCGCUAUUAGCUGAUCUAAUCCUUCACACAGUUCUUUUGCCCGGUUCUUAUCCGGCGACUCCUUCUGCUCUCUCGUGGAAGUUGGAGGGUUAAAAGGCGGUAAAGGCAGAUACAAAUUGGUAAAAGGACUGAUAGUACACUUGUUUACGACCUUAGCAUUCUCAGCUUUCACAGGUUCCUUGGGCAAGUUGUCUGACUCCAGUUCUUUGGACUUGCUAUUCUCAUCAGGGUUGGGCAAUGGUACAGGAGGCCACCCGCUUGGCAUUUUUCCUCCCCCCGCCCCGGACUGCUGAGCCAACGGGGGUGCCAAAGGCACAGCAGGGGAUGGAGUAGGGAGAGUAUCAAAGACACGAACCGGGUAAACUUCAAGCAACUUAUAGGUUUCUUAUCAGGCUGCAAAGCUGCAAAAACUCUGGCAGCAGCAGACCGUUCAGCCUUAAGAUCUUUUAAGGUGGUAAUUAUAAUCUUCCGUGUAGUUGCUAACGAUUUAGCUUCUUUAUCUCCCUUGCUGACCUUAUCCCAUAAUUUCUGCCCUAUAUCCUCCAAAAGUUCAAGUUUAAAAGCCUUCUCGGUUUCUGCCAGGUAACUGUUAGUUCUACACCAAACUAACAGUCUACGUAUGUUACUUUCUUAAUAUUUAAGUCCUCUCACAGAGAGAAUAUCAGGAGGAGCUUCAGUCUUCCCUCCUCCUGCCCCAGCCACUCACCUUUUCUGGUGAUUUCUUCAACAAAUUUGUCUGCAGAAUGUCCGUAUGCCUCCGCCCGGUUCUCAGUCCAUCUGAUCCACCUCCGGCUGGGCCGCUCCAGGCUUUUCCCCGAUCAUAGUGAUACGCUGUUCAGAGCAUCACAUCUGGGUCACCAUUUGUUGGAGUGAAUAAAGGACUCAGCAUUCCGAUUCAAUGUGAAUCACGCAAAGCCAUUUAUUACAGAAACAAGCCUCCUUAUAUAUGCAACUAUUCUCUGAUCAUGCGUCCACGCUCCAAGCAUGCAUUCUUUAAUUGGAUAUCAUCUAUGUUCACGAGCUAUCCACGCACCGAAGUCUCACUGCUGAUAGGUCCACUGAUUUACACCACGUUGGGGCCUUGUUAUUUCGGAGUUGCUUUUCUCCGACGGCAGGUCCUGUUUCCAGCCUUGAAAUUCCUGGCUGGUUCAGUAACAAAUCUCCAUCUAACAGCAACCCCUCCACAUUUAUUGCUUGAAUAUUUUCAUUGAACUAUUAAGUAUAAGCAUUCAAUGUAGGCAAUUCCAAAUCUGUGUGAAAAAAAAAAGGAAAAUUCCAGUUUAUCUGUCACACAGGCACUUGAGCCAACACUUAUGCACAAACUCUGUGGUGUGCAUUUUGUUGCUCAGUUUGUCAAAAUGCUGGGAAGUUUCCUGAGAUCUGAUGGUGUCCUGUAAUUACACUUCCAACAAGUAAACUGACUUCUAUCUGGGUAAAGCUCUGAUACCGAUCUGCUAUCUUGGGGUUAGAACUUCAGUAAUUGUAGGUGCCUUUCUGUAGUAUAAACUAUAUUUUAAAGUAUCCUUUGCAAACUAGUUGAUGAUCUAGUUCCAAUACAACUAACACAUGAUACUUUUUCUUUACCAGCCUCCACCAGCACAAUCAAAGAAAGGGCAUGAACUGUCAGUGAAGAAAAGUUUCCUUAUAUUAUUUGGAUAGCAAUACCCAAGGGUAGUGCUGCUGCAGUUACUCUGCUUCCAACAUGGUUGUCUUCCCUAUGAGCUGCUCAUCAGCGAGACAGUCCAGUCUAGGUAUGGCCAUUCCUCUCCAGCAAUCAGAGCCUGUCCUCAUGGCAUAAUACUUGGCACAAUCUCUUGACUAACAUUUACUGUGCAGACCUGUGUACCUAUUCCCACGUCAGCCUUUGUAGCAGGCUGUGCAGGACACUGUUUGCUCCAGGCACAGUGUAUGGUCAUACUAGUAUAUUUAAAAAUGGAUUGUGCCCUGUAUGCUUGCUGUGAACUCGCCAUUAUGGUGGGAAGUAGCCUGACAGUGAAGGGCACGUCACUGGGGGAAAUGGGAUUUGGAGCUGUCCUAGAAAUGUCUUGAGUGAUUUGAUGAGCAAACUGCUCUGGAGGCCCAUCAGGGACAGGAUUUGGGUAUCUAGCAUUUGGAGGAGUCUCAGAACCUGUUACGUGGUGUGAACAAUCAAGGAAAUAGAGAUCUGUCACUUUCACUUAUAGCAACCAGUGCUUCUGAAAUUCAAUAGUGUUGUUAUCAAAAGGGAGGGACUUUCUGGUAUGGUAAUAACAUACUCAAAGAGAAUUAAAGAGGCUUUAUAGUUCCUGCAGUGCUCAGUAGGUUGUUUCAAAUGGAUUUGUUACUUAUGAAUAUAAAAUUAAUUUUCUUUUUACCUUUCUAGGAGUCUAAUUCAGUUCCUUGAUACAAAUGAAAUAAUUCAAUUCUCAUCUUGUGAUGUGGACCAAUGAUUCUUCUUGAAACUUAGCAGGCAGCUGUAGCAGUCUUGAAGGGAUUGUGAAUUAUUUGAAGGUUGAUUGAUGGUGACAGUGAUGAAAUGCAUGUUUAUUCAGCCUGGUUCAUUCCACUCACUCCAUAUGUAAGUUCUGAAACUUCCACUGCUGCUGGUGAAGGCAUGACUUCAGCUUUGAGCUGUCCGCAGUCAAAGUACAGGUUGCACUAAUCAUUUAUUUAAAGGUGUUUAUUUCUGAAGGUUAACUGUAAAAGCUCUGAAAAGUGACUGUUAACUGACAACUUCUUAAUGUUAAAUAAGGGUUUUGUGGGUUUUAAACUGGAAAUGAAAAGAAUGACAAGUGCCAGGCCCACCAAAACAAAAAAGCAUUUUCACAUGAAGGAGGCAUGUCAUAGAACAGAACAGAACAGAAUAGAAUAGAAUAGUUUUCAUUUGGAAAAGACCUUCAAGAUCAUCAAGUCCAACCAUAACCUAACUCUAGCACUAAACCAUAUCCCUAAGAACCUCGUCUAUGCACAUUUUAAACACCUCCAGGGAUGGUGACUCAAUCACUUCCCUGGGCAGCCUGUUACACUGCUUCAUAACCCUUUCCGUGAAUAAUUUUUUUCCUAAUAUACAAUCUGAACCUUCCCUGGUGCAACUUGAGGCCGUUUCCCCUUGUCCUAUCACUUGCUACUUGGGAGAAGAGUCUUGACACCCUCCAUGCUAGAACCUCCUUUCGGGUAGUUGUAGAGAGUGAUAAGGUCUCCUCUCAGCCUCCUUUUCUCCAGGCUAAACAGCCCCAGUUCCCUCAGUCCCUCACCAGCUUUGUCGCCUUCCUCUGAACUCUCUCUAGUACCUCAAUGUCUUUCCUAUAAUGAGGGGCCCAAAACUGAACACAGUAUUCAAGGUGGGGACUCACCGGUGCUGAGUACAGUGGAACAAUUACUUCUCUAGUCCUGCUGUCUACACUAUUCCUGAUACAAGCCAGGAUGCUGUUGGCCUUCUUGGCCACCUGGGCACACUGCUGGCUCAUAUUCAGCCGGCUGUCUAUCAACACUCCCAUAUCCUUUUCCGCCAAGCAGAUUUCUAGCCACUCUUCUCCAAGCCUGUGGCGCUGCAUGGUGGUGGUGUGACCCAAAUGCAGGACCCAGCACUUGGCCUUGUUAAACCUCAUGCAAUUGGCCUCAGCCCAAUGAUCCAGCCAGUCUAGAACCCAGUUGCUGAGAGAUCUAGUCUUCAAAAUAUCAAAAUCAUGACUACUAUUAGUUGAGUGUUUUCUUUCAAAGAUGAUCUGAAAAACAUCAGUUAAACUUCAUCUAAAAAUACUAAUUUUUAAAUACUAUCACUGUUUACCAUAUAAUUGCUGAUUUAUCUCAGUGGAAACAUUUUAUUAAUUAAUUCUAUGUUUUUGUCUUCCUUCUAUUCUUUUUUAGGUUCCAAAAUCCUCAUAUGUCUCUAUUGUCAAAUGCCUGAACUUUGUUGCCAUAUACCUGUGAAAUACAGCACUAGUCCUAGUGCCAACCCUCUGUUCUUGGUUUCUUCUUGCUGUGCUAGCUGUGUAGUGACACUUGUCAGUGCUGCUGAAGGAUUUCAUUACAACAACUAAAUUGAUCUAACCAAUCUUUGUUGAUUUUUUGACAGUCUCAUGCUUUCAUUUCAGGAUAAAGCAGGGGUUUUCAGUCUGUCAAUUGUUUGAAUGUGCUACUGUGGGUUGUACUUCUACCACUGUUGUCUUAUGACCCUUAUAUCCCACCAAACAGUCUUCAUGUGUUUGCAGGAUGCUGUUUCUCCCCAUCUAUCUCUCAGCAACAGCACCUAAGUAGCCCCAUCCAAUUUGGCUUAAUUCUCACCUUGUGAGCAUCAAUUGGUCUAAUUAGUUGUUUGCAAGUGGCAGUAACAGCCCUUCUCACAGGCUGAAAAUUGUUUCACAAAGGAAAUUACUGAAUUUUAGAUCUCAAAGAGUCCGUGAACUAAUUCAAGAGUGUCUAUUAAACAUGACAAGGAAAACAUGCUGGAUGGGAAUUGGCUUGCAUUCUGGAGAUUGCAGUAGAUUUGAAAAUCAUGUCCUGUUGGAGCCUUCCUCCUUAUCCUCCUUCUCUGGUCCCAUGGAAAGGAGAGGGCUGCUGAGUCUGCUUGUAAGGCAAAACAUGGAGUCCUGGCUCACCAGCAGCAUCUCUGGAUCCCAAAGCAACUUUGUUCUCUCACCCUGUCUGCUUCUGUGUCUGAAGAACUGUGCUUGUUCUACUGUUGUAGGAUUUUUCUUUUUUCUUUUUCUCCUUUUUCCUUACAACUAUAGGUCUUGUAAUGGUUCUGAAGAAUGUAGAUACUGACCCUGAGGACCAUAUUCAGGUCCUGGUUUGUUUUUCUUUCUCUGGGUUUUAAAGAUCAUCAACUGAAUCACUGAAACUCAAGUCUAUUUUAACUACAGAAAACUGAUGGUGUAGAGGGCAAGAAACUAACUUGCUCAUUUUAUUGCUGUGUGUUAAAGUGCUGUGCUAAUUAACGGUAGAAAUUCAAGCUGAACAGUGAAGCUGCUUUAUGUUCUCUCUUAAAAUAUUUGCACGAGUUCUGUAAGAGUAAUCUGACACACAACUUCAUCACAUGGGACAUUUUAGAUGUAAAUUGCAAAGGAAAGAUUACCUCUAUACAGAGAUUAUUGAGGAACUAGAGGAACUAGAAAGAAAACCUGGUUAUCAGUUGUUUUUGGAUGUUUCUAAACUUUUUUCCUAACAGGUAUGAAUGACAUUAUUUCUUCCCUUGCUCUACAUUGUGCUGUUUAGGCUUCAUUCCUCUCAGUUUUGUUUGUAUUGCUAGUGCGGCAAAGUUGUUUUCCAUGCUGUAGAACGGAGGGAAAUGGGUAUUUUUAGACCAUUGCCUGGCUGUUUGAUAUUCCAGAUGCAGUUUAGCUAAGUUUAUUGUAUGUAAGGGCUGUUACAGGAAUGGUAACAUCUAGACUAUUUUCAGAAAUGUCUCAUUAGCCUGUUUUUUUCCAGGGUUCUUUGUUCAUAGAAUAGAACCUGAUAUUAGAUCAUUUUUCCAUUUGCUUCUGGUUAAUGCUUUAGUGACUACAUGUGAAAAAUAGCUAUAUAUCUUAAACUUCAUUGUUUAGUCAUAAAGGUAGAAGAAAUCCUCUCUACUUCCUUGGCAAGAAUUUUUGGACAGAGCAAAAUCCAGGAAUUAAAUACAACUUCAGAUCAAUUUUUGCUAUCUUGAUUACUUAGAUAUUUACGUAUAGUGAAAAUAAUAUCCUAAAAUUCAACCUACUGUAAUUUAACUGCUCUUAAGUCAUUAAAAGCAGAUGACUAGUUCUCUCCAAUCUUGUAAUUUAAAUAUAAAUUUAAGGUAGAAGUUAAUUCAGAGACAUCUUUGUCCAUUUACUUGUAUGAUUUAGAGGAAUAAUCACUUAGGUACCGAGAAAAAAUCUGAAAAUGUAUAUACCCCUGGAAUAACUUAAUAAACAGAAACGAAAAGAGUGAAAAUAAAGCUAAGUACUUGUCCUUGGUAAGAUGUUUCAUGUUAUCUCAUCUGACUCCCAAAGUUCUCACUUGAUUCAUGGUAUGAAAAUGAGCUUUUGAAGGUUGGGUGGAAGGCCAAAAAAGGAAAACCUUAUAGUUAUGGACCUUCAUGCAGCCAUUAGAGGAACUUUCAUAGUUGGUGAUAAAUUCUUGGUGUGGAUUUUUCCUGUAAUGCUUUGGCUCAUUUGCCUACUCACAGAACUUGAGCAGCAGGGGAUAGCUGAGGGCACUGGAGAAGAGGCAUUUCUUCCAGUUUGUACCUGUGGCCAUUUACUGCAGGGCGACAAUAAACUAUGGCAGAUGCUCUCUGUCAACCCUCUGCCUUCACCACUAAGGAAAGGUAAUAGGAGGAAAAGGGAGAGAGACUUGCAAGUUGGAAAAAGUUAAAAAUGCUUUACUAAUGCUACUAAUAAAUAGAGAAAAUAAUAAAAAAUAUACAAAACCAAUCUUGAAUUUCCCGGGGUAGCCCAGCAUUGUCUGCGGCAGAGCUGGCAUUGCUCUGGUGGCUGCAGGGCAGGCACCCGGAAGUCCUGGGCUGGACUCCGCAGUAAACUGGAACUGGAUUCAGGGAUGCAGGGUCUGGAACCAGGCCUGGGAUCACAGGGAUGACAGGCAGGGUCCUCUUCAGAUGCUGGCCAUGUUUGAAGAGAGAGAGACUCUCAUGAUCUCUCACUUUUAUAGGGUGUAUAACGUGUAUGGGAUGGAAUAUUUGGUCAAUUUUAGUCACCUGUUCUGUCUGCCCCUCCUUGCAAAUACACCCCUCUCAUUUACGAGACAUGCAAAAUUUAUCAACAGCCUUGGCUGCCAUAGCAAUAAGUCUAAACCUGGGCCUCUUCUGCAUACCAUUGCUACUGUUAUCACCUCCGGAGCAAAUGGUGUGUGAAAAACAUGCAGCCAAAUUCAGAAAAGUGCAGUUACCUAGAAGAACUUAGCUGAAAGGAAAAUUCACUAAAAGAGAAACUGGUCUUGUUUUUAACAAAACUAGGACAGUACCUUUUUUUACUCUAGUGCAAGCAGCUUCACAUUCACUGACAUUAUAACAAAAAUCUAAGAGAAUUUUGUUGUUUUUUCCUUGCUUUAGAAUAUAAGUCUUUAUUUUAUAUAGUAUCUAUCUUAUUCACAAUAAAGAAGUGUAUCUUAAAUGGCAAAUAUAA
Molecule: messenger RNA, 16150 nt
Organism: Columba livia (rock pigeon)
Lineage: Eukaryota; Metazoa; Chordata; Aves; Columbiformes; Columbidae
Exons: 2
Coding region: 1-1815 (604 amino acids)
Source: RefSeq, a predicted model, not a curated record